Molecule: messenger RNA, 1362 nt
Organism: Aspergillus niger
Lineage: Eukaryota; Fungi; Ascomycota; Eurotiomycetes; Eurotiales; Aspergillaceae
Exons: 5
Coding region: 1-1362 (453 amino acids)
Biological process (GO): DNA-templated transcription
Molecular function (GO): DNA binding; zinc ion binding
Source: RefSeq, a predicted model, not a curated record
AUGUCCAGUCAGGAGUCAUCGGGCCACCGACAGAUGCGCCCAUGCCAGAAUUGUCUGGCAUUGAAUGUACCCUGUGAGAUAGGCGUUUCAAAGCGAGGAAAGUAUCCCCGUAAGAAGAGUGCUCGGCAACAAACCGACGGCAACUCGGUCCAAUUGCCGGCAUCAUCUGCGAAGGGAGGGAACCAUUCAUUCACCGUGUCAGCAGGUGAUAAAUCCGACGCAAAAGAGUCGCAUGUUCACCCGAUACCAGGGGAUGCUGCGAGUGCGCAUCCAACAGUGUUCUUUGGUGAAUCGAGUCCACUCACUGUAGUGAUUGACGAAGGGCGCCGGUCGCCUGAAAAGGGAACUAAUGAGAUGCAUAUGACUCGCUUUCAUUAUGCCAUUCCUGAGAAACUUGAUGCCUUCAACACCCGUGAUGAGGCUUUCCGAGCACACAAGAUCAAGCAGGAAGGCCAGCUGAGAGCUGAUGGGGCCUUCUCGUACCCGCCGCCAGAGACAUGCGAAACUCUUCUGCGGGCGUACUUUGACUGGUUUCACCCCUGUUUCCCAAUCCUUGAUUGUGCUGCGGUGUAUGAGAGCUAUGUGCAGGGGAGCAUGUCGCCCCUCUUACUCCAGGCGAUACUGUUCAUAGGCGUCAGCCUUUGCACGGAUGAGGUGUUUGCCCGGACGGAGUUUUCUGUUCGGUACUGGGCCAAGUUUCUCUUUUACAGCCGAGCAAAGGCAAUCUACGAUGCUGAAUGGGAGUCUAACAAGACGGUCAAGAUUCAAGCGCUGUUUUUGUUGAGCUUCUGGCGUGGAGGACCAUCUGAGGAGCGGGACAUUCGAUUCUGGCUUGGCAUUGCCAUUGACCUGGCACAAAAGCGCGGCAUGCAUUUGAUGUAUGUAUUCUUUUGUCUUACCCUGUCUCCUGUUAACUCAGUCAGGUCCAAAUUCCCGUUUGCCUCCCGUCGAGAGGCAGGUCUAUGGAAGCGGAUUUGGUGGUCGCUUUACACCCGAGACCAGCAAAGCGCCGCAGCACUUGGGCUUCCGCCACACAUUCGGGACGAAGACUGCGAUGUCGACAUGCUAGAGCCUGAGGAUAUCCGAGAGGAGGCUGUGGGCGGCCAAAGUCAUUUUGGGGUGCAGUGUAUCGAAGACCUCUCUUAUCCAGCCGAAAUGGCAAAGUUAGCCAAAUUAUUGCGUUCUAUUGUCUCGACCCAGUACUCGCCGCUGGGUCCGUCAUCUAACGGUGCGUCACGAGCGGCAUUGCACCAGCAACUGAGGGACUGGGAAGCCAAUAUGCCUCUUGAGCUGAAGCUGGAAAAUGCCACAACUCCACGAGCCAAGUUUCUGGCCGGACUCUUACAUAUGACAUACCAGUAG